AUGGAGAGCAAGUUUGUUUGGUGGAAUGAAACGCACUCUGCCAAGCCGAACGGAUUCGCUAUUAGCGGCUACCAUAACCGUCGGCAACUGCGCGAGUCGGUAUUGCCGGUGACGCGCUUCAUAGCCCAAAAAGUGAUUCGUGAAGGGACGCGGCGGUUGAUGGUGAAGCCGCAGACUGAGUCCCGAGGGUCCCGACGGCGGUUGGCGGAGUUGGAGUCGUCUCGAGUGGUCGCGCGCUUGCAGACGCUGCCGGUAAUGGAGUUGACGCUGAUCGACCUUGCGCCGGACGCUUCGGUCGACGCGGUGGCCGCCCUGGUCGACGAUCUCUUGGCGUCGGGAGCCUUCGAGUACAUAGAACCCGACUCCCCGGUUUGGGCCAUGCCGCCCGACGGCUAUCUCGGGGACCCAGGUGGCCGCUCCUGGAAGCUUCAGAACGUAGCUGUGGAUGGAGCACCGCUCGACGAAUCACCGCCGGACCCCGAGGGGGGAUUACCCCCGUGGGGGUCGGGUGCGCUGCCGAAGGGUGCGUCGGUGGUUCAGCAGGUUUGUCCGCGGUUGGAGUUGGGCGCCUUGUUGGGAGCGGAGUUGGCUUCAUUUUCGACGGCACCGCCUUCGACUGAGACGGGUCGGUUGCUGCGUGCGCCUAAUGACCCCUUGUGGCCGUUGCAGUGGGGGCUGCCUUGGGCGGGUGCACCGGGCGCCUGGGCGUCGCAUCGUGGUGAUGAGGAAGGUGCGCCGCGGCCGAUCGUGUGUGUGGUGGACACGGGAGUGGAUUACACACACCCGGACUUGCGCAAUAAUAUGUGGGUGAACGAAGCGGAAUUGGGCGGUCGUGCGGGUGUGGAUGAUGAUGGGAAUGGGUACGUGGACGAUGUGUACGGGAUUAAUGCCUUAUUGAGCGCGGGAGACGCGCGUGCGGGUGACCCGUUGGACGACAACUCGCACGGUACACACUGCGCGGGUGUGGUGGGCGCGACGGGGGACAACGCGCUUGGUGUGGUGGGUGUGAACCGUCGUGCGCAGAUCAUGGCUUGUAAAUUCCUCGGGUCAGAUGGCGGCGGUGCGGUGAGCAACGCAGUAAAGUGUGUCGACUACGCCAUCGCACACGGCGCACGCAUUCUUUCCAACUCCUGGGGAGGUUCAGGUUCCCGGGCGCUACGGGAGGCCGUGGGACGCAGUCGCGAGGCGGGUUUGCUGUUCGUGGCCGCUGCAGGCAACUUGUUUCAGAACAACGACCGACUCCCGACGUACCCUGCCAGCUACGCCUUGGAAUUAGACAACGUCCUGGCCGUGGCCUCCGUCGACCAACGCGGCCUAUCUCCUUUCAGCAAUUAUGGUCGACGCUCCGUCCACCUCGCAGCACCUGGCUCCAACAUCCUCUCAACGGUCCGCAACGGCGCCUACGCCACUCUCUCCGGUACAUCCAUGGCCUGUCCCGCCGUCGCCGGACUUGCCAGCCUCUUACUAUCCGCUGCACCCCAACUCAACUACACACACCUCAAACAGGCCAUACAACACGGCACCAAACCACUGCUCGACCUUGCAGACAAGACCCACUGGGGAGGCACUGCUGAUUAUGACCGCACUCUUGAAGCCGCACUCGGUAACAAACUAUUCAGACCCCUACCUAACUGGCCCACCUGGAUGCAACGACUCACCCUCCGCCCCAAAGAGACCGUGCACAUACCAUUCGCACUCUAUGGCCUGCACAUCGGCACCUACAACUCCACCUUCACCAUACUCGCUCGCCCCGUCGGACAUACCUCUCAUCCAGACAGACACCAUCACACCACUACUACCACCACCCGACCGCCACACACCACCACCGAGCACGGCUCGACCACCGAGCACGGCUCGACCACCGAGCACGGCUCGACCACCGAGCACGGCUCGACCACCGAACACGAACACGAACAUAAGUCCACUACUGGUGGACACGGGUCAACUAUUGGCGAACACGGAUCGACCACCACCCACCACUCAACCACGCCGCCGGAGACGGCCGCGGAGACGUCCCCGGAGGAGCCGGCUCUGGAGACGUCCACGGUGGAGGCGGACCCGGAUAUCCCCAGUCGCCUCGUCACCCUGCCGGACGAUUUCAAGCCCAUCGAAGAACCGGGACGAAGGACGCCGGACUGGCGAAUGCCGCCUCCAGGCCCGGGCCCGGAGGCACCGGUACGGCUCACAACGGAGCCGACGCGGCCGCCAGAGAUGACGACCAAUCGGUUCCCGGCACUGGCUUCUUCAACCACCACUGGCGGCGACCAGAGGCGCGUGCUCGACCAUGGCAGUGCUCUCGAGGACGACUUGGCCGCGGCGGAAGACGCCACGGCAGAAGACGCCGGGGAGCAGGAUGCAUUCGAGGGGGAGGAGGCGGUCGAGGAGGUUGAGCAGGCGGUCGAGGAGAAAGAAGGGGCGGUCGAGGAGACAACCGUGGGUGAAGACGCGGCGGAUGCCGAGGUGGGCGAGGCGGUGGGUGCCGCGGAGCAUGGUCACCACCACGGCCGGGCGAGUCAUUGGACACGCGUUGUGCACUGGUCUGUGACGGUGUUGCCUCGGGCGCAGUUGGACGAGAGCAAAAUCCCGGCGGUGUUGUUUAUUCCGACGGAGCCUAAGUCGGCCUCGCUGCCGGUGGUGAUCUCAUUGGAGAACUUGGCACGCCAAGGGAACACGGGGUCGAGGACCAAGGGGUCUGGGAUGGGGCGCGUGCCGGAGCUUCAGUUGAAAUUAACGCUACUGUCUUCGCAGCCGGAGGCGCUGGUCUCCUCGCUGCCAUUGGACGGCCAGACGCCGGUCAGGGUCCUGGACCGGCUGCCCCUGGUGCUGCGUUGUUUGCCGCAGCCAUCCUCGCACACGAUUGUCGUCGAGCGAAAGGAAGGCGGUGCCUUCCGCCGCUCCGAGAUCAUGGUGCACUGCCAGGACUUCGAGGUCCGCGCGGUGCCCGAAAAACUACAGCCAACCGACCACGCACUCCUCCUGACAAUGGCCGGCUCCUGCGUCGCCGGCGAGGAGGAGGACGACGAAAACGGCGAGAAGGGCAGGAACCGGAACCGAACCUGUGUCCAUCCACCUGUGAGUUUCAUGGCGCACUACGUCCCACUGGACUACGCGGACGGUGUGAUCGCGGGUUACCGCCCGGCCGUUUGGCACACCAAGAGCCGACCCGGCUGGGUGAACUUGGGCGAUUUUGCGAACUGUCUGGACGCGGGCUGGACAGAGUCAGACGGCGUCACGUACACGUCGCUCGCGUUCGACGCCGGCAACGACGACGGCUCGGUGACCUACAAGUUCAAGCGGGGCGCGUUCCCGUUCUUCGGCCAAAUGCGCGAGUCCGUCAUCAUCAACGCCAACGGCUGGGUGGUCUUCGAUCCUAGCGCCGUCCCGAAACGGCCCUGGGAGCCGCAGCUGCACGUCAUGGCCUCCGGACGCGCCGCCCCCGACCAGGACUCCGCUGCUGACCCGCACAGUGUCCAGGACCCGCCCAAUUACGACCAGUACGAAGUCCGUGCAGGCGCAGCUAGAAACGAAGCAGAAAAUAGCAGCGAAGGGUCGGAGGAGCUGCUUUACGGCGGCAUGUAUCCGGCUGGAGGUGCCCGAGACGAAUGGCGGGGGAACCGAUGGGUGCAGUCGUCAGUGGUUGAGCAAUCGUCGGUGGAAUCGACCACGAGUCGGCCAGCGCGUGAGAUCAUUGCGGUGUACUGGACGGACCUGAAACAGGCCUCCGUGACCGUGGCGGAAGGCGACGACGAAGUGAUUAUUCAGUGGAACAACGUGGAGCUUUUCGACGACCUGAACCACCAGCGUUUCAGCUUCCAACUGUUGCUCACGAAGGGCGGCCUGGUCGCGAUGAGUUACAACAAACUCGUCUUCGAACCGGGGGCCCAGAUCGGGCUGCGCAAAGACGACUACAAACGUCUUGCACCGCUCAAUAAGCUUUACGCCCACCUCGCCAGUGGGGCCACUCUCGUCUACGCCCCUGAGUGGGCAACCCGCCGCCGUGGAGCAGCCGAGGACGGAGAUGAGGACGAAGCCAUUAAUAAAAGCCAAGCUGUAGGCGAAGCCGGAAUGGGGCCAUUAGCGGUCUCCUUUUCAAGCUCCAACUCGUCUUACGAAAUCGGCACCAUCGACAACUUCUGGACGCCUGUUCAUCUGCGUCGAAAACCAUUGGCAAACGGUCAUUCAGCGUCUAGGCCGAAAGGGUACGUCAAGAUACUUACAGCCACUCCAAUUAUUCAGCACCCAUUAAGGAUACUCCGGGUCAAUUUUGUGUAG
Messenger RNA from Gregarina niphandrodes, 4272 nucleotides. RefSeq names its product peptidase S8 family domain protein. The transcript has a single exon. NCBI's taxonomy places the organism in Eukaryota, Apicomplexa, Conoidasida, Eugregarinorida, Gregarinidae. The coding region runs from base 1 to 4272 and encodes 1423 amino acids. Gene Ontology annotation, biological process: proteolysis. The record is from RefSeq and is a predicted model, not a curated record. Gene Ontology annotation, molecular function: serine-type endopeptidase activity.